GUCGCCUACCAAAACAUCGAGCCUUCUAUCCGGCCAGGUACCGGGCCGAGCGACCACUUCUAUCAUCACCAGUCCUAUCAGCCCCAGCCCGCAAAGCUGAAACGAUCGAUCGAUCAAAAACCUACCUAGGAACUCCAUGGCCGCCGCAGACACAAUGCUUCCUCAAGCGUCAUCCUCUUCCCCCUCACGUUCCGCCUCAUCUUCGGUCUCGUCAAACCAGAACAAGCGUCGCCAUCUCAGCGACGGCGAUAUCCCAGGCAACUCCAACAAGAAGCAGCGCACCACAGGAACCUCCAAUAUCCAGCAGACAACAUCACUGCAAAGUAACCACCAGCACCAGAGCAACACCACCGCCGGCGUUGUAACCCCGGCCUUCCAACCAUACGAGUCCCUCCUCGCCAAGCUCCGGCCCAGAUAUGAAGUCAAAACCAUGAGCGUCAUGCCCUCGACCAGCAUCGCCAAGCACGUCGACAAAGCGCUGCAACACCUCGACCGCUUCAACCUGUGGGACCAAUCUGUGCUUCCCGGUGUGGUGCUCCUCUCCGCUAAGCCGGUAGCUUCGAGCAAGCUUGUCACCAUUGCCGAGCUGGUGCGACGAAGGAUCGGCGAGGGGGAGCAAAAGUGGUUUCAGUAUAAUGUUCUGACGGAGACGGAAGAGGAAGAGGUGGUUGAUGCUGGUGCUGGUGCUGGUGCUGGUGGGAUGGAGGUGGUGGAGGAUACGGUUAUGGACUUGACCAAGGAUGGCGAUGAUGACGACGGAGAGGAGGAGGAGGCAUUUGAGACGAUGGGUGGUCAUCACAACAACAGCAAUCAGAGACAAGAACAACAACAUGGAGGAGGAGGAGGAGGCCGGGGACCACACCACCAACAACAGACGGUUUUCGAAAGAGCUAUUGAGCCACCCAAGAUUCGACACAACAAGUACGUGAGCGUGUUUUUGUCGAGGAUCCCCAUCGAGGAGUUGAGGACGAUGCGGAAUAUUGCUGUGCAGAGCAACGAGCAGCAUAUUGAGCAUCUGAAAAAGAAGAGGGUUGGCUUGGUGGCUUAAGACUUGCAGCCCGGCUGUCCAUUUGAGGAAUGGAAAGGAGGCUCGUAGGAAGAGCUAUGCAUUUAUCAAGAUGGCGGAUAUUGCCUGUCACUCGGUUGGGGCACUAUCAUGGAGUUCAGGAGCAUAAUG
Messenger RNA from Neurospora tetraspora, 1177 nucleotides. RefSeq lists its product as uncharacterized. Gene Ontology annotation, molecular function: nucleic acid binding. Bases 137 to 1048 code for a protein of 303 amino acids. The record is from RefSeq and is a predicted model, not a curated record. NCBI's taxonomy places the organism in Eukaryota, Fungi, Ascomycota, Sordariomycetes, Sordariales, Sordariaceae. The transcript has 2 exons.